Molecule: messenger RNA, 5429 nt
Organism: Monascus purpureus
Lineage: Eukaryota; Fungi; Ascomycota; Eurotiomycetes; Eurotiales; Aspergillaceae
Source: the annotation of a GenBank genome assembly
AUGGCCCGUGCAAAGCGCUCCAUCGAGGAGAUCGCGAACAAGUCUGACUCCGACGAUGAUGACUACAGCGACCACCCUGUGCGCUCAGCUCGACAAGCUAUCUCCAGAUCAAAGGCGAAUGCGAAAUCAAAAAGGAAGGCAAAGCCGGCGAAGAAGCGGAGACGUCGCAGUUCUGAUGAUGAUAUUCUAUCUUCUUCUGAUGAUGAUCUCUCAAGUGAAAUUGAGGAAUAUUCAUCUCACGAGUCGGAAGAUGAAGAUCUCAAUGCGGAAAGGAAUGCGAGAGGCACCGUUCGUCGAAGGGCAGCGAGGAAUAUACCCACUUACAAUGUGGAUGAUUCCAACAGCGGAGCGAGUGAGGGCCAAAGCGAAGAUGACGAGAUAGCCGAGCCAGAUUCUCCCCCGAAGAAAAAAGGAAGUACUAUCCUCAAACUACGAGUAGGCGCCCUUAAACGACAAGCGAACCCAGAUGGUGAAAAUAACGCCAAUUUUCCCGUUACCAGAAGGACAACUAGGCGGACGCGUGAUCCAUCGGAAGAUAUCUACGCGCUUACGAACUCUGGUCGCCAUGUCGAAACCAUCGAACGAGGCACCCAGAGUCCGGAAAUGGAAGCGAAACGGCGUACACGUCGGGGAAAUAAGGGUACUCGUUCUCCAAGUCAUGCCCUUGUGGAGGAGACUGAGGCCAUCGCGGAAGCCAAACAGGAAGAAGAGGAGAUGGCAGACACCACGGCAGAGAUCAAAGGUUCUCAAAUGGAGAUCCAAGAAAGUGCGCACGGUUCUUUUGUAGACACAACUGCCGAGAGCGUUAAUGCUGAGGCUGAAGUGAUCGAAGAGGAAGGCUUCAUUCCCGAAUCCCAGAACGGUGAUGCGAAACAGCAUGGCGAGGAUGAUGACGAUGAUGACGAGGGCCCAACGACAAGAAGAAGAAGCAGACAAAGCCGGCAACAGGUUUCAGAGGAGGCUGAACUGGCAGAGCCAGAAGAGAAAGAGUCUACGCAGCUACGUCGAUCUAGCCGCAAAAAGCCUCCCAGGAGUUCCCAGCGGCGACACGAUGAUGAGGAGAGUGAUUUCGAACCAGAAGAGGAGGAAUCUAACGACGAAGAUGAUGAUAUAUCUCAGUCGGAGAAAUCAAACGGUUCCCCCAAAAAGGGAAGCCAAGUCCAGAACGAUGAGGAUGAAACUUCUAGCCGCCGUCCUGGCCUGCGUAAAAGAAAACCGCGUCACCGAGGAGAAUCUGAAGGAGCAAAUGAUGUUGCGGAGGAACUCGCGGAGGAGCUGGAAGAUCUCAGGUCUGACCGUCCUCGUCGGAGGACGCAACCUGAAAUAAUCUACGAGAAGCCUCGACGGAGUAGGAAGGAUGUUGAUUAUAGAAUCAUCCGACCGGACCUUUUUCUGCCUAUCGAGGAAGCUGAAAAUGAAGUUACCGAAUCACCUUCUCGUCGUGGUCGGGGUGGCGGGAGCGCAUGGCAACGCUCUUUAUUCCCGACGUAUGGACCAUUUGGCGGCGGUGGACCAUCGGCUAUCCUAGCGCCACCUGGUGCCCCUGCUGCAGCGGGAGGAGUAGAAAGUGAUAGCAGUGAUGACGAGGCAAUACCACAGCCAAGGACACCAGGUGCUGCUUCUGGUCACAUCGCAGGCAGUGGCAUCGUUGCUCCCGUUCAGACUCAUGGAGCUGAUGCCGUGCAGGGGCUUUCUGGGACGCCUGCGAAUCUUGGGAAGAUCAAAGACAAGCAAACCCUCGCCGAUGCAGAUUCACUGGGAGUUGACGUCAAUGUCAACUUCGAUAGUGUUGGAGGACUGCAAGGGCAUAUCGACCAGUUGAAAGAGAUGGUGUCUCUCCCAUUACUGUACCCUGAAAUAUUUCAGCGCUUCCACAUCGUUCCUCCACGGGGCGUUUUGUUCCAUGGGCCUCCUGGAACAGGGAAAACAUUGUUAGCUCGUGCUCUAGCGAACAGCGUCAGCACCGAAGAGCGCAAGGUGACAUUCUAUAUGAGGAAGGGUGCAGAUGCGCUCAGCAAAUGGGUCGGUGAAGCCGAAAGACAGCUCCGACUCCUCUUUGAGGAAGCUCGCAAAACGCAGCCUAGCAUCAUCUUCUUCGAUGAAAUCGACGGACUGGCGCCGGUAAGAUCGAGCAAACAGGAACAAAUCCAUGCCUCCAUCGUUUCAACGCUAUUGGCAUUAAUGGAUGGUAUGGAUGGUCGUGGCCAAGUCAUCGUUAUUGGCGCUACCAAUCGACCGGACUCCAUUGACCCUGCCCUGCGUCGCCCGGGCCGCUUUGAUCGCGAGUUUUACUUCCCUCUCCCAAAUACAGAAGGCCGACGAGCUAUUUUGGAUAUCCACACCAGGGGAUGGGAUCCGCCACUGCCAGAUCCUAUAAAAGACGAGUUAGCCGAACUAACCAAAGGCUACGGUGGAGCGGACUUGCGUGCGCUUUGCACAGAAGCUGCACUUAAUGCGGUGCAAAGGAGGUAUCCCCAGAUCUACAGGUCGAAUAAGAAACUUCUUAUAGAUCCCAAGAAGAUCGACGUCACUCCUAAGGAUUUCAUGCUUGCGAUCAAGAAGAUUGUUCCCUCGUCAGAGAGAUCGACGUCUUCUGGUGCUUCCCCGCUUCCCAAGGUCGUCGAGCCGUUACUACGCCGCCCACUGGCCGAGAUCCGACGCUUGCUAUCGGAAAUUCUUCCUCAGACCAAGAGACUCACUGCUCUCGAAGAAGCUCAAUAUGAGGAUCCGCAGGAAGCAGCUGAUUUUAGACGGGAGCGAUUGCAUCAGGAAUUCGAGAUGGCGCGAAUUUUUCGACCCAGGGUGCUUGUCCGUGGAAGUCAAGGCAUGGGGCAACAGUAUCUGGGGGCUGCUCUUCUACACCAUUUUGAAGGCCUUCAUGUUCAAGCUUUCGACCUUGCAACCUUGUUGAGUGACUCAACUAGGUCACCCGAAGCGGCUGUCAUACAACUUUUUGCCGAAGUUAAGAGGCAUAAACCCAGCGUUAUCUACAUACCAAAUAUCCAAACCUGGUAUGAGACUGUGGGACCUACAGUGAUCUCAACCUUUCUCAGCCUCUUGCGUUCAGUUCCUCCAAUGGAACCAGUUUUACUACUUGGGGUCCUGGAAACUACCGCGGAAGGGACGGAUCCCACAUUGUUGAGAAAUCUGUUCGGGUUUUCGAAGAGAAAUAUCUAUGACAUCAGUCCUCCGGAUCAUUCUGCUCGGUAUGAGUUCUUUCAAAAGCUGGUAGAGUAUAUCAAAACUCGACCGGCUGACUUCCCGGACCCUGAACGGCGCAAAAAGCGGAAGCUUGAAUCCUUGGAGGUUGCUCCGCCGCCACCACCAAAGCGGCCACCACCUCCUACGAAGGAGCAAUUGAAGGCUCAGAAGAAGAAAGAUCACCAGACCUUGAAUCUUCUAAAGAUUAGAAUCCAGCCCAUCAUGGACCAAAUAAAGAAGUAUAAGCGUUUCAGGACAGGAGUCAUUGACGAGUCACAAAUACGAUACCUUUGGGAGGAAGAAGAUCCUAACAUUGUGACCUCCGAUCUGCCAAUUGAACAGCGCACAACCUUCCGGCCUUUCGAAAAGGCGUAUGACAAACACGGUACUCUUGGCCUUAAGGAAGCAGUUUCUGGCAAGUUCUUCUAUAAUUUAGAGAUUGUGACUAUCGAGAAGCGCCUCUCAAAUGGGUUCUACAAGCGGCCAAAAGAUUUCCUUGCGGACAUCAAACGAAUAGCCAAGGAUGCGCGGCAAUAUGGUGAUCAGGAACGGCUAUUAAGAGCCAAUGAACUUCUAUCCAACGUUGAAGUUGAUAUCGCCACCAUUGAGCAGACUGAGCCGGGUCUUGUAGCGGAAUGUGAGGCAGUCUAUCAACGAGAACUGGAGAGGGAGAAGAUAGCAAUGGAGAAAGCGAAACAGGCCAAAGAAGAGGAAACCUUCGCCAGUCGGCCAGUUGCCGAUCAUAAUGUCCCUGUUGGGAAUACGGAAUCAACGGAGACAUCUGGCCCCGUUGUUCUAGGUGAACGGUUUCCAGAUGGUGAGCCAAAAAGGCCAGCACAACCGACUACUCCUUCGCGGCGGUCGACAGUGAGCUUCAUGACAAACGGUUACCGUAACGGCGGUGGUUCCGAGUUCAACAGCCUUAGCAAUAAUGUUACUACGAACAGCGGGGACGCUGACGGCGAUACGUAUAUGACGAAUUCAGACGGCCAUUCAGUGAGGGACACACAGAACAGUUCAUUUGGUCCAUCAGCACAACCAAGGCCAGCUUAUUCCCAUACGGCACCCUCUCAGCAGGUUAGGCGAGAGUCAGGCAUCUCAAGUCUGUCACAAAGGGGUCCGAUGACCCCCAUGGCCCCUGGAUCGCAACCAAACGACUACAUAAAUGAAGCAUCGACAACGCAAACGACAUCCGGGAAGAAGUCAUCAGAGCAGUCCUCCGUACCUCAGUUUCACACUCAGAGCCCCCCCGUGACAGGAUAUCCGGACCUCACUCUAUAUCCAGACCGUAUAUCCCAGGAAGACCACCUCCCGGACACUCAGCAAGAAUUUCCAAACUCCCAGAAAAGUGUACCGAACGGCAGUCAAUCGCAGAAGCAACAGCCCCCGGUACCAUUGUUUGACGCUUCCAACUCUAGAGAGCCGUCACGUUUACCCCAGUCGCAUAAUGAUGAAGAUGGUUCCUCUGAGUUCAUUCUCGACCCAAGACAUGUCGAGGACCUCCAUACACAUCUCACGCAGAGGACAAGUGGAUGCUCUGUAGAACAACUGGAACAGAUAAAUACCAACUUGGUGGAUUACAUCUGGUUGAAGCGGGGCGAGUGGGAUCGGAACAAAGUAACAGAUGGGGUCAGAGAUACGUUUAAUGAGGUGCUAGAUGACAUACUCUCUAUGCAGGAAUUUGGGCGUGGUAGCCGGCAUACAAGGGAGCAGCUGAGUUCAAGCUUUUGAAUCGAACAUAAGCAUUCCUCGAUGAUGGUGGAUGAGGCAGCGUGAAUGUUUUGCUUGGAUUUUCUUUUCCUCCAUGUUUUUCUGGUUCCUUCGAUUUUCUCUAUACCAUCAAAUUCGCUUUGGCAUUUACUCGGAUUUAUGAGCGCGUCUUUUUUCUGCGUUUUCUCCCUGAUUGUGGCUGCGAAAGCUUCUGUUAUAAGAUUGAGGGCGGUUUUUCGGUGAUCUUUUUUUUUUUUUUUUUUUUUCAAUAUUACCCAUUUUCCUUCUGCAUAUACUUUCCACCUGUUUGGUCCAGACUUUUCGGCUUCGAGCUGCAUACACGCGCUGAUUGUUUGGGUUGUGUUGUCAAUGCUAUUACGAGCGGUGUUGUAAGGUAGCAUGGAAUCGAUCUUCUUCCAACCUGGACACAUUUCCCCCUGCUCAUUUCAUUCUUAUGAAUAUAGUCAAGUCUCCUAGAGAUAUGCUAUUAGACAGAGCCCCUAGAAAUAGAAUUCAAC